UUGGGACAACUUUACUUCCAGUUCAACCGCCGUAUGAGAUUAUUCUAUAGAUUAUAUUAUUGAGUAAUGAAUUCGGUAUUUUUUUAACUUAUUACAAUGGAUAAAUUAGAAAUUCGUGAAACACGGCGAGAAGAUUGUCAUGAACUUAGAGCUCUAAUUCAAAAACUAGCAGAUUUUGAAAAAAUGCCUGAUGGCCCAAAACUCGAUGCAAAAGAUUUAGAAAGAGAUGGAUUUGGAAGGCAUCCAUUAUUUCACUCGUUUGUUGCUGAAAUUAAUAAUCAAUUAGUUGGAUAUGCAAUAUAUUAUUAUACUUUCUCUACUUGGCGAGGGAAAUCAAUGUUUUUAGAUGAACUUUAUGUUUUGCCUUCCUAUCAGAAGAAACGUAUCGGCAGUUUACUUUUCCAAGCAGUUGUAAAGAAAGCUUCAGAUAGUGACUGCUGUCGAUUGGAUUUUACAGUUUUAAAUUGGAACCCUGCAGUUGAUUUUUACAAAUCAAAAGGUGUCAUUGAUAUUACAGAAAGUGAUAAAUGGCAUUUGUAUCGAUUAGAUGUGGAUGGCAUGACGAAACUUCUACAAAAUUAGGUUACCAUGGAACGUCAUCUUUUCUUCCCGGGUAAAAAUCAUCAGACCUGAUCAUGAAUUUUCAUGCGUUAAUCUCAUCCACGAUCAUGUCUGAGCAAGCACAACCCCUCGAAUUAUUUGAAAAAAAAUAAAAAUAAUGAUCAUUCAAUUUUAAAUUAACCCUGGUUAAAAAUACUGAUUGCAAAGAAUUAAAAAUGAUGAAAUUCGAAUUCUUUUAAAUAAUUUCAAUUCUUUUGUUUGUAUGUAUUAGGGUGGAGCAAAAAAACCGACUAUUUUUUUUUUUUCGAUCUCGCAUGAAAAUUUGUCGGUUUACGAUGUUUUGAGAAGCCUCUCCAAAAAUCAGCUCGAUGAAAAAUUUUCAAGAGGUCGCUCACGAAUUUUGAAAAUAUCAAAAAUAAUCGAAAUUCGGAUUUUUAUUUCUAAAUUUUUUUCUUUCUCGUGGCAGCAAUAGUUUAUAUUUGUGAAAUCUUGACUACGCUGAGAAUUUCAGCCCAAAAUUUAAAUAUUUAAACCUCGCUCAAGAACUUUGAAUGUUUCCGAGUGCUGUCUUUUGGACGUUUUUGAGCGACCCUUAAAUAUUAAUAAUAAAGCUUCUCGAUUUUUUCACCAUCAAUUUGCAUGAAAAUGAAUGAAAAUAUAACCCGAGAAAUAUAAAUAAUAAAUUUCUUAUAUACUUUUUUAUUUUUUAAUUCAAUUUGUAGGUUUUUUCGCUUAUUCAAAACUUACAAAAUUUUAUUGUUUAUGACUGUCCUGUAUAUUUUUGGUUAUGCAAAAGUUAUAUUUAAGUGAAAUGACAAUAAUUGAGUUAUAAAAAAAUUUAAAAACUAAUUCAAACUAUUAGUUACAUAUUAUCAGUUAAUAUUCAAAAUUCUUGAGCGUCGUUUAUAUAUUUAAAUUUUGGGCUGAAAUUUUCAGCAUAGUCAUGAUUUUACAAAUAUAAACUAUUGCUGCCACGAGAAAGAAAAAAAUUUAGAAAUAAAAAUCCGAAUUUCCAUCAUUUUUUAUAUUUUCAAAAUUCGUGAGCGACCUCUUGAAAAUUUUUUAUCGAGCUGAUUUUUGGAGAGGCUUUUUAAAACAUCGUAAACCAACAAAUUUCAUGCGAGAUUGAAAAAAAAAAAUAGUCGGUUUUUUUUGCGCCACCCUAGUAUAUAUAGAUAUACAGUUUGCAUGGAGUGGCCGCUUCUCAAUUCUUUUCAAUCAGUAGUUUUAACCAGGGAACUUAUUUUGUCAGUAUUAUUGUGUAGUUGAUGUUUACUGCUUGAAAAGUACUUUUGAAAUUUUACUCGCGACGGGUCUCGAACCCACGACCGUCAUGUUAUGAAGCACGUCUGCUGUCCAAUAGGCUGACCUAUCUCAUUCAGUUUAUAACGAUUCUUAAUAUCUUUUGAAAACUUAGAGUUGUAAAAAAUAAAAUAUUAUUCGAAUUCAAUCUUGAUUUAGUUAUUAAAUUCUUUUUGAAUAAUGAAUGAAAGGAAUUCUAAUUAUCAAUUACAAGUAAAUAUAACAAUUACAUUAAUCUUAAUUAUUAAGUGAAAAAAAAGCAAUUAUACUAAGUUUCAUUAUCAAUUUGGCAAGAAUUUAUUUUUUCAAUUCUUUAAUUAAUGCCUCGCCAUGCCUGGGCCAUGCACGAGAAUGCCUGAAUCAUGCACUACCAUGCCUGAAUCACACAUGAAUCAUGCCUUGGUCACCCUGAUUCAGAAAUCGAAUUUGAAAUGAUUUUAAAAAUCUAAAUUAUUUCAUAUUGUAUCAUAUCAUCAAAAUAUGAUUUGAAAUAAUUCAAAAUAAUUUAAAAUUCUCAACUUUAAAUUAUUUUAAGUUAUAAAAUUAUAAUUUGAAUCUUCAAUCCUGCAAAUCUGCCCACAUCGCUAAGUCAUGCUGCUUUCAAGUGUAAUUUUCAAAUAAAUCAUUUUUAUUUUUAUAGAAUCAUGAAAAAGAAUUGUUCACAAUAUUGUGAAAAUAUGAUAAACAAUAUUGACUGAAAAUUUGUAUAAGACUCUUAAAACAGAUUACUCGCGCAAGAAUUAAACAAUUAACAGUUAAUAUUUAUAUUUAGAGCUCAAAUUUUGACAGUAUUUUUUUUUCGUCGUCUCGAAAAAUAUUUUCCGUAUAGUAGAAAGAAAAUAGCCGAUUUUUUAAAAUCUUUUUAAUAUGUAUAUUAAGGUGGGUCAAAAAAAUCAAUUAUUUUUUUUUACGUGACACGGAAAAAUGAGUAGCUAGACACCUUAAAAAAAUUCUCACUAAAUAUGGGCUCUUAAUUUUCAUAAGAAGAUCCUCCUCAUAGCCGUUUUUCAUUUUUUUCCUAGUCCAAUAGAAAAAAAUUCAUACCUCAUCAUUAAUUAAUUGUACAGAAAAAUGUUUUUGGAGAAUUUCGUAGAAAAUUUAAUGCUCUACAAAAAAGGUACCUUAUAUUUUUUUCAUAAACCUCACCAUUUGAAUGAUAUU
Molecule: messenger RNA, 3024 nt
Organism: Microplitis mediator
Lineage: Eukaryota; Metazoa; Arthropoda; Insecta; Hymenoptera; Braconidae
Product: thialysine N-epsilon-acetyltransferase
Exons: 4
Coding region: 97-582 (161 amino acids)
Molecular function (GO): N-acetyltransferase activity
Source: RefSeq, a predicted model, not a curated record